This is a messenger RNA of Diuraphis noxia (Russian wheat aphid), 3848 nucleotides long. Its product is annotated as follistatin-related protein 5-like. Lineage: Eukaryota; Metazoa; Arthropoda; Insecta; Hemiptera; Aphididae. The record is from RefSeq and is a predicted model, not a curated record. Gene Ontology annotation, biological process: homophilic cell-cell adhesion; synapse organization. Gene Ontology annotation, cellular component: neuronal cell body; plasma membrane; axon. Gene Ontology annotation, molecular function: axon guidance receptor activity; protein binding; calcium ion binding.
GACCGCUAUUGAGGCUGCAUAGGGCUGCGUAGAUGACUUUAGUAUCUCACUUUCAAAAGUCGGGUGUAUUUUGACUGGGCGAAGAAAUAUGAUUCGUAUAGUUUGGCCAGUUUUAUUAUUAUUGCUGAUUUCAAUUACUGCAGAUGUCAACGCUAAGAAAUCGAGGCAUCACAGACUUCAAGAAAUCCAUGGCAGUAACACUCAGGUGUCGGUGACUGACGACGGUAUUCUACCAUUGCCGACAGUCAAACCGGGCGACGAAUAUCUGCAGGAAUCAGAGGGAGACGUAGAAGACGAUGGCGACGACGACGACGAUGAACCCGACGAUGAUGACGGCGACGAAAGCGACGAAGAGGGUGAGGAGUCGGCAGAAGUAUUGGAAAAGCAAAACCCGUGUCUCGUGCACUACUGCGGAAGGGGCGAAGAGUGCGCAGCCUUGGGCGGCGUGGCCCGGUGCAUAUGCGUGCGGAAAUGCGGUCCGGCCAAGCGCAGGGUGUGCGGUACGGACGGACGUCUGUACGACAAUAGAUGUGAACUGCACAAGUCCGGCUGUUUGUCCGGAGUCGACAUACAGAUAGACCAUUCGUUGAAGUGUUUCAUACCUUCAGCGUCCAAAGUGAAGAAUGUUCGAAUUCUACCGAAAACCGCAGACAACGCAAUUGAACCGGAAACCAAAUCGAAAGAAGCGAAAACGUGCGGUUCCCCGCAAUACGAAAUUAUGAAGGAUAAUUUGUUGCUGAUAAAUCACGCCAAACUCAUGUAUCAAAAAAGUUGGAACGGUGGCAAGGAAUAUAUGGUUAGUGCGUUGUUCCGUUACUUGGAUUUGGACGGCGACGGAUUUUUGCAACGCGAAGAACUACAAAAGAUAACUAAACAGGAUAAGCUCGAUGAUAUAUCUGACGUUUGUGUCAUGUCAGACAUGAUUCGCUUUGAAGACAUGGAUAAAGAUGGACGUCUAGGUUUGAACGAAUUCUACGCAGCUUUCAGUAAACUAUACAGCUUGUCGGUAGUCACUCUGGAGAAAGCGCUUGAGAUAAAUAGAAUAUCAGCAAAGGUCGGCGACAACGUGGAAAUUCGCUGCGACGUUAGUGGCAAUCCACCUCCUCCGAUCGUUUGGAAACGAUAUUCCGCCGAUCUAACGACCCUUGGCGACGAAGACUUGAGGGUUUUCAGCGACGGGUCGCUGUAUCUCACCAAAAUACAAUUGGUCCACGCCGGGAAUUACACGUGCAGAGCUCUGAGAAACUCGGAGGUGACUCAGACGCACGUGUUGACUGUCCACACUUUACCCGAAGUUAAAGUCACGCCCAGAAUCCAAUCACGAAGACCAAGCGAAAAGACUUCCAUGUUUUGUCACGUAAUCGGAGAACCUUUCCCUGAGGUGGUUUGGCUGAAAAACGAAGAGCGUUUAAAAUUGGACAUGGUGCACAAGUACAGAGUGGUCGGCAACGGAACCGAACUGAGCAUUGAUAAUAUCGAUUACGCGGACACCGGAGCGUACAUGUGCCAGGCAUCGAACACCGGUGGAGUCACCAGAGACAUAUCGUCACUAAUCGUUCAAGAAAUUUUGACGCCUAGUGAGUUUGCUGCGCCGAAGGAAGAACGCCGGUUUUUCGCUUUUCACGACUGGGGUGUGUCUGUUUACGARCCCACCGCUUGCCGGCUAUACCAUCAAAUUCAGUCCACGGACAUCAUACCAGGAACUCAGGAAUACGUGUGCGGCGACAAAGGUGUCAACUGCAGCUGGGGUCAGGCUAUCAACGUGGCCAACCGUUACGUUUACGUGUCGCAGCCGCUCAAAGACAGAGUGUUGGUCAUCAGCAAGAUUCAGAUGGUCGUCGUCGACGUCGUAAUCACGGACAAAUAUCCAGUGGCUUUGCACUACGUAGCUCAUCUAGAUCAAGUGUGGGUGUUGAAUUGGAGGAGCGUGUACGACGACGGCGUGAAGACGAUUCAGGUGAUUAGAGAUGCGUCGCAAAAGCGAAAACACCACACUGUCCACCCGGAACCGAUAGACGGUCAAUUCGAUUUGGUUAGAAAUUUGUUCAUGCCCACGGCACAGGACCUGAGCCACUGGUUCAAGUACGGUUACGUGAGCCACUCUAACCAAAGAGGACUUUACAAACUGGAUUUGGCCAACAUGCGAUACAUCAGAAGUAUAGAUCUGUCACCGUACAACUGUGUACCCCGCAACCUGCAAUUUUCGUCAUUGUACGGUUUUGUCAUCAUCGAGUGCGAAGAACCGGGAACCGGACACGCAACGGGUCAGGUGAUCUUAGAUUAUUUGACGGACACAGUAGUCAACAAGAAGGCUUCGGUCAGAGGAAGUCCUUUGGUUUCACCGGACAGCAGAGUCGUCGUGUCCAUCGACAAGGCCGCCGACGGUAUUACCUUGGUCGUCCAACAAGUUUUAGAAUCUGGCCUCAAAUUUUCGUUUGACGUCAAAACCACUCUAAUGAUUAGUGACAUAGCGUUCUACCCUUCACGAACCACACACGGGUAUGAUUUAUACGCCAGCGCCGCUGACAAAGAAGAUAUACUGUUUCUGAAUCUAUCUAACGGUAAAGUGGAAAUGAUCACCGGCGUGGGCAAGGCCAUGCUUCAGUCGUUGACGCAAUGGGGUAACCCUAACCGUCCAAUAGCCGCGUCCGGUAUCUUCGGUCACUACAUGGUUACACCAGCCGAUGAAGCGCUGUUCGUGAUCAACGGUGAGACCAGGACGGUGAACUGCGAGAUCGGCGGUCUGGUGCAUCCCAGACUAGUCACGUGGGUCACCAUGCAGUUACAGUGAACACAAACAGAAGACAGAACUUAGAGUUGAAAGAAAAAAAAUCGCGUUGUUAUUGGUUAUUAUUAUUAUUAUUAUUACUAUUGUUGAUGCCGUCAUUAUCUCAUUCUUUCUCAUUUUAUCGCUACAGGAUGAUAUAAUAAUAUCAUCGUCCCGUCGCGUGUUGCUUUUUAACAUAUUUUUCGUUUCAUUGAGUUUUGUUUGUCAUGACUUACAUACUUCGCACAUUCUAUAGCGGAUUAGGCGUGCCUGCGUUAAGUUUAAAUAUUUAAAUGGUUAUUUCAUAAUAUUACAUUAUAUUAUAAAAUAAAACAAUGAUAAUAAUAUUAUGAUAUAAUAUAGCAAUGAACUGAGCGUGGCUGCGGUCGAAUGUCGUUUGRACACUUUUUACGUUAUUUGAACAAAAUGACUAAGAUGCAUAGUAUAAUACGCUUAUUUUUUCGUGGUUUUUCGUAAUACAUAUUCAUCUGGCUAACGAGUCAGAGUUCGCAACUAGGCCAUUUUUAUUAUUAUUAUUUUCCAAACUAUAAUAAAACUGACGGGUUUCGUCGUUUCAGUCAUUUUCUUGACUCCGAGCCAAAUAAUAAUAUAUUAAUUUAUAUUAUUACUACUUCUUCGUCGUUGUCGUCUUUGAGAUUGUCCAACGCCCAGACGAUAAUAUGCUCGUAUAUUGAUAAUGUGACUAUAACAUAUUGCGAAUAUCGGAGUAUAGGAGCGUGUGACGGUAAUAUUUUACUACGCACCAAUAAUGGAUACGUUUUUUUUUCGUCACGUGUAUAGAUACAUUAUCAGUGAUGAUACCAUUCUAUAAUGAUGUAUAUAUAUAUAUAUAUAUAUAUUCAUUCGACUCGCGAUAUAUCCUUCUAAACGGCCUAGUUCGCGACCCGACACAAGAAGGCGCUUAAAAAAUCAAAAAACAAUAUACAUACGUAGAAACCAUCGUAAAAGUGAGGGACGUUUCGGAUCAACAGCCAAUGCUUCAAAUAUAUUCACAUAAUAAUAAUAUUAAUAUUAUAUUUUCGUUUAGUUUAUCAUAAUAUUAGUGUGUCGUGUGUGGAUU